AAAAAUUCGGAAAAAGUGUAUCAAACGGAAAAAAUAGAAAUUUCAAGCGAAAAUAAAUUUUUUGUCUAUGAAAAGAUAAAAUGGCCGUGGCUGUGCGCUUAGUGGAAGUGUUAACCUUAAUAACAUUGCUAGGAAUGUUGACGGGUUUAUCUAUUGUGAUCGUGAUUUUGCAACGUGUAAUCGUGAUUACAUUAUAUUUGCUCGGUCCUAUAACAGCAACCGUGAGCGGAAUACUUUAUGCUUCGGAAAAAAUACUUGUCGGUGCUUUAAUGAGUAUUUUGAAUUUAACUACUGCUCUUAGUACUUCAACUUAAAAAUGUGAAAUAUUAUAAAUUCUGGGUUUUGUUAAAAAGGGGAAAGUAAUUUUAAUUACUUGUAAUGAAAUAAUUCAGUAAGUUUGUAAAAUCGGUAUGCUGUAAUCUGGUAACUUUCAAAUGUUUGUAUUAUUUCUUAUUUUAAAUACAUUGUAAAAAAGCUCAA
Ceratitis capitata (Mediterranean fruit fly) is the source of this 480-nucleotide messenger RNA. RefSeq lists its product as uncharacterized. The record is from RefSeq and is a predicted model, not a curated record. Bases 81 to 314 code for a protein of 77 amino acids. The transcript is spliced from 2 exons. NCBI's taxonomy places the organism in Eukaryota, Metazoa, Arthropoda, Insecta, Diptera, Tephritidae.